AUGGGUUUAGGCACCUGUGGCCUUUAUGUCCCUUUUGGAAAGAAAAAGACCAGUGUAGGUCAUGAGCAUUUGAGCCCCAAUCCUCGGAAAUAUGUUUCUGAUAGUUUUGAGUCUUCUCCUUCUCAUUCAAAUACUAAUAUGUUGUGUUCUAAAUCCCCAAGUGACAGAAAUUUGGUCACUGAGAAGGAGUUUUGUCAUCGAAGAAGUUCUUCAGUAGGUAACAUACAUAAACCCCCUCGAAAUAUUUUGACCUCGGGGAGGUCAUCUGAUGCAAGUCAAGCUGUAAAGUGGGCAAGUCAAGCUGACAGAGAUUUGGUCACCGAGAAGAAGUUUCAUCACCAAAGAAGUUUUUCACAAGGUAACUGUUAUGAAAACCCUCAAAAUAAUUUAGUCCCGAGAAGGGCAUCUGAUGCAAAUCAAGCUGCGAAGCAGUGUUUAAGUUCUACCAGAUGUCAGUAUUACGGCCAUGGAAAUAUCAUAAAGGGGUUAAAUAGCGUAACAAAACCCCAAGACCCUGAAAGUGUGGAAGAGAUCAACAAUUUGGGCAACAUGAAAUAUAGAAAUGGGUACUUUAAGGAGGCAAUAUCCUUAUAUGAUAAGGCCAUUGCCUUGUGCCCUCAAAAUGCUGCUUUCCAUUCCAAUAAGGCUGCAGCAUUUAUCAGCCUUGGUAGAUUAACUGAAGCUGUGGAAGAGUGCCUAAAGGCAAUCAAAUGUGAACCAUCGUGUUCUCGAGCCCAUUAUAGGCUUGGAACUCUUUAUACUAGGUUUGGUCAAGUUGAUAAUGCAAGUUGGCAUUUCGAGUUAUCUGGGAAGAAUAUUGGCUCAGAAAUUAGGCAGCGUCUAUCACGUAUUGAAGCUCACUACGUAAAUACUAACAAGGCCAAGAAGGUUAAAGAUUGGGAUGGGGUUUUGAGAGAAAGCACUUUAUGUAUUGAAGCUGGAGUAGAUGCAUCAAACCAGUUGGUUGCUUUAAAAGCUGAGGCUCUAUUUAAGCUUCGAAGGGUAGAUGAAGCUUUUGAAUUAGUAAAUGCUGCAAGUCAUUCAGAAGAAAGUAGAGUCACAAAACCUUGCAAGGGGACAGCAUGCUUGCUGAUAAUUGAAACUAAACUCAAUCUGUAUCUUGGAAGGUUUGAGAAAGGAUUUAAGUCUGCAGAAAGAGCUGUGGACAUGGAUUCAACCCGGAAGUCUUUAAAUUGGCUGAAGAAAGCUAGGGGUGCCGCAGAUGCCAGGAAAUGUGGAAAUUCUUUCUACAAGGAUCAAAAAUACUUGGAGGCAUGCACAAUGUUUGGCCAUGGUCUGCAGUAUGUUCCUACAAACAAUGUCUUACUUUGUGAUCGAGCCGCUUGCAGGUCUAAGCUUGGACAGUGGGAAAUGGCCAUUGACGAUUGCAAUGCAGCUCUAAGAGAACGGCCUAAUUUCCACAAAGCUCUUCUAUGGCGCGCUCACUCUUAUGCUAAACUUAGAAGAUGGGAGGAUUCUUUAAAGGACUAUUCUGCAUUGAGCAAGGAGUUUCCUGGAGAUGAAUUUAUUGCCAGUUCUCUUGAUCAAGUACAAAUGGAAUUGAAGGCUCAAACUGGUAGAUUCUCAAGCCUUGAGCCAAUAGUGGAAACAAAUGGAAUUGAAGGCUCAAGCUGGUAGUUUCUCAAGGCUCAAGCCGGUAGAUUCUCAAGCCUCAGGCCAAUUGAGGAAACAUAUAUCUAUUAGUUAAUUUUUCCAGCUUAUUAAUCCAUUCUUCUUAAGCUUGAGCUUUUGCAAAGCAUAGAUUAGGAUAUAUAUAUAUAUAUAUAUAUAUAUAUAUAUAACUUUCAAAUCAGUUCAUCAAUGGGGAUUACCACUU
Messenger RNA from Rosa chinensis, 1837 nucleotides. Its product is annotated as TPR repeat-containing thioredoxin TTL4. Bases 1 to 1638 code for a protein of 545 amino acids. The transcript is spliced from 5 exons. Lineage: Eukaryota; Viridiplantae; Streptophyta; Magnoliopsida; Rosales; Rosaceae. Gene Ontology annotation, molecular function: protein binding. The record is from RefSeq and is a predicted model, not a curated record. Gene Ontology annotation, cellular component: cytoplasm.